Lithohypha guttulata is the source of this 1188-nucleotide messenger RNA. It is a transcript of the gene MVD1, whose product is annotated as diphosphomevalonate decarboxylase. The coding region runs from base 1 to 1188 and encodes 395 amino acids. Lineage: Eukaryota; Fungi; Ascomycota; Eurotiomycetes; Chaetothyriales; Trichomeriaceae. Gene Ontology annotation, cellular component: cytosol. The transcript has 2 exons. The record is from RefSeq and is a predicted model, not a curated record. Gene Ontology annotation, biological process: isopentenyl diphosphate biosynthetic process, mevalonate pathway; isoprenoid biosynthetic process. Gene Ontology annotation, molecular function: diphosphomevalonate decarboxylase activity; ATP binding.
AUGUCUGACAACACAGUCUACAGAGCGAGUACCACUGCUCCAGUGAACAUCGCGGUGAUCAAAUACUGGGGCAAGCGAGAUGCAGCUCUCAACCUGCCGACAAACUCAUCACUGUCCGUCACUCUGUCUCAGAAGAGCUUGAAGACCCAUACCACGGCCUCAUGCUCGGCCUCUUAUACCGGAGCAGACUCUCUACUACUGAACGAUGAGCCCGAAGAUAUACAGUCAAACAAACGCACACAGGCAUGUCUACAGCUUCUCAAGAGAUUCAGACAUGAUAUCGAGGUCAAAAAUCCUUCGGCGCCAAAGCUGUCUACCAUGCCACUAAAACUCGUCUCUAUAAACAACUUUCCCACUGCUGCGGGUCUGGCCUCUUCAGCUGCUGGAUUUGCAGCACUCGUUAGGGCUAUCGCCAAUCUAUACGAGCUACCUCACACCCCUACACAACUAAGUUUGGUCGCUAGGCAAGGCUCAGGAAGUGCUUGCAGGAGCUUAAUGGGUGGCUAUGUGGCAUGGCGAGCCGGAACUGCAAGAGAUGGCUCGGACAGUAUCGCUGAAGAAAUUGCUCCGGUUUCACAUUGGCCAAACUUGAAGGCGCUGAUUCUGGUUGUGAGUGCCGACAAGAAGGGUGUUGCAUCUACUGCUGGAAUGCAGACCACAGUAGAGACCAGCACCUUGUUCAAAACUAGAGCUGAAUCGAUCGUUCCGCAACGCAUGGAGGAAAUGGAAGCAGCCAUACAUGCUAAAGACUUCGCCAAGUUUGCUGAGAUCACGAUGAGGGAUAGCAACAGCUUCCAUGCUACUUGUCUCGACUCGUGGCCACCCAUUCAUUAUCUGAACGACGUGUCAAGAGCCGCAAUGAAUGCGGUAGAGACCUGCAACAGGAAGGCUGGUAAGUUGAUUGCAGCAUAUACUUUCGAUGCCGGGCCAAACGCUGUGAUCUACUACGAAGAGGAAAAUGAAAAGUUGGUCGCUGGCGUGUUUAGGUAUGUAUUGCAACAGGUAAAAGGUUGGGAGGGCGAGUACGGUGCCCAGAUUCCAUCCAAUGAACAAGGUGGUUUGGAGGCCAAGACCGUAAUGACUUUGAAGGCUGGUGUUAGUCGAGUCAUUUGCACAGGCGUUGGUGAUGGCCCAGAGCGAGUCGAGGAGCACCUAGUCGACGACCGGGGCAAGCCAGUCAGAAUCUGA